Messenger RNA from Penicillium angulare, 1704 nucleotides. RefSeq names its product MFS transporter. NCBI's taxonomy places the organism in Eukaryota, Fungi, Ascomycota, Eurotiomycetes, Eurotiales, Aspergillaceae. The record is from RefSeq and is a predicted model, not a curated record. The transcript has 3 exons. Gene Ontology annotation, biological process: transmembrane transport. Gene Ontology annotation, molecular function: transmembrane transporter activity. The coding region runs from base 1 to 1704 and encodes 567 amino acids.
AUGCAAUCCUAUCUCCAGUAUAGACGUCUGCGACAUGCGGUUGACAGACAACUUGGAACCAACAGUUUCAAGGUGCAGCAGCAUGCCAAAACUCCCAUUGGCAUUGGAUCUGAUACUCCAGUCUCGUUUUUAUCCAGCGAGGAGACAGAAGGGAAUCUUGAAGGAGAUCCAGAGAAGGGAGUUGAUGAUAUCGCAUCAUUGCGAGGUAUUCAUGUUAGGUUAUCCCCUAGUACUAGUGGAAGUUCGCCAAGAAAGUUAUUUGUGGUUGACUGGGAGGGUGGAGAUGACGCCCUUUGUCCACGCAACUUCAGUCUUCUGAAUCGCAUGACGGCAACGUUAUUGGUCUCGGUAUUAUCAUUUUCUGUUGGAGCCGCUUCAUCCAUCACCUCUGCCGUGUUAUCGCAGAGUAGCGCGGAUCUCAACGUUAGUGAGGUUGCCGGGUCCCUGGUGACUGGAAUGUACCUCUUCGGCUUUGCAACAGGAUCUCUCUUCUCAGGGCCACUGUCCGAGAUCUUCGGUCGCAAUAUGGUCUAUCUCGGCUCGCUAGUUGUCUUCAUGCUCUUCGUGAUGGCUUCAGCUCUCGCUCCGAAUUACGCCGCAGAGCUCAUUUUUCGAUUCUUAUCCGGUGUCUUUGGUUCUCCACCUUUGACCUGUGCAGGAGGUACAAUCGCUGAUCUGUGGAACCCACUUGAGAAGACUUUCGCUUUCCCCUUCUAUGCCAUAUUUUCAUUUUCGGGACCCAUUCUUGCACCGGUGAUCUCUUCAUACAUGGGUCAAAGCAGUCUUGGAUGGCGUUGGGCCAAUUGGAUUAUUUUGAUCAUGUCAGGUGUCGUCAUGGUUAUAGUAAUCUUGUUACAGCCAGAGACCUACAGUCCACUGCUUUUGAAGUGGAAAGCGAAGCAUUUUCGUAAUAUCACCGGUGACAGCCGCUUUGUAUCUGAAAUGGAUAUUAGCCAUGCUGAAGUUGGAGGAUUUACUCGUAUCUAUGAUGCAUUGAAGCGAGAAUUUCUUCUUACUUUCCAGGAACCAAUUGUGCUCUUGAUCUCUUUGUAUAUGACUGUUAUCUACAUUAUCAUCUUCACAUUCUUUGAUGGUUAUGACUAUAUAUUUGGUGAGGUUCACGAAUUGUCUCAAGGUCUGACCAAUAUUAUUUGGGUGGCGAUGUUCGUCGGAAUGAUGGUGGCCGCAUGUCUCGUGCCGCUGAUAUAUCGGUGGACGAAGGUUGAGCUCAACCAACUUAAAGCAGAGGCGACGCAAAAAGGCUCUCACACCCGACCGGAGAAUCGUUUGUGGUUUGCUAUGCUAGGCGCACCGGCUAUUCCAAUCGGCCUGUUUUGGAUGGGAUGGACCGACUUUGCUCAUAUAUCCAUCUGGUCUCCGAUUGUUGCAUCUACCUUUGUAGGAUAUGGCACCAUCCUAGUAUUCAUCAGCUCUUACAUGUACGUGAUCGAUGUGUACGAUAUUUAUGCCGCAUCCGCCUUAUCCUUCAUGACCGUGUCUCGCUACUACGUAGCGGGAGGAAUGACGGUUGCUGGGAUUCCAUUUUACCGUAACAUGGGUGUUCAUUAUACCCUUACGAUUCUCGCAUGCAUAAGCUCAGUCAUGACGCUUUUGCCGUAUAUUUUCUAUCGCUACGGGCCAAAAAUCCGAAGCCGCAGCAAAUAUGCGACACACAAUAGGGACGGAGAAAAUGGGGCCAAUUGA